AUGCUCACAUGUAGCCUUCGACUUACAGGCCGCUCUGCUUACGAAAACUCUCAACUCACGAACUUCGACCGACGUAACCAUCCAUGCUUGGAUUUUCGUAGCAUUCGCCAAAUAGAUAUAAGAUUCCUGAGAAAAGGAAAUUUGCUCAAAGUUUCACUUGACUAUAAGCAAAGCGUAGAAGUCGACUACGAAUACGAAGACGACGACUUACGCAUUGCGGAAUUCCUUCACAACAAGAGAACCAACGAAAAGGUCGACGAAAGUUCGACUCUAGCCUCCGAGAAAAGGGACUGCGACGCUUUCGAAAUCCCUACGGGACGGGUUAUGUCCGUCAAAUCAGAAGCAUGGGUCCGGCUUCCGAAGCAAUACUGA
Messenger RNA from Colletotrichum lupini, 372 nucleotides. RefSeq lists its product as uncharacterized. Lineage: Eukaryota; Fungi; Ascomycota; Sordariomycetes; Glomerellales; Glomerellaceae. The transcript has 3 exons. The record is from RefSeq and is a predicted model, not a curated record. Bases 1 to 372 code for a protein of 123 amino acids.